UGCGUAUAUAUUUCUUGAACUCACAUCAUUUGAUGUGCCAACCCAUGCUUAUCCCAUCCCAAAGUUUUUUUUGGAUCACUCUCCCCCGCUCUAUUUAAAACCCUUGCCCUUCUUUCCACUUGUUCACCCUACAUUAGAUGGAACGGCCUUAGAAACGAGGGCAACUCCUUCCACCCGAGAAACACCUUAAUUCUCCUCCUCUUCCAUUGCGUAUGUACUUCCAUGUAGUGUGGGGAGGAGACAUAAGGAUACAUAGAGAAAGAGGGCAAUGUCAUUGGCUGAACCCAGUUUGGACCAGGGCUUGAUCAAGCCAUGGAUGAAGAAGGCUGUAAGGGCGAGCACACGGCCAAGUGAGAACAUGGCGGAGGCCAAGCGCAUUCUCGCGCUCGCCUCGCCCAUUGCGCUCACUGGACUCCUCCACUACUCUCGCUCCCUCGUCUCCAUGAUCUUCCUCGGCCGCCUCGGCCAUCUCCCCCUCGCCGGCGGUGCCCUCGCCAUUGGUUUCGCCAACAUCACCGGCUACUCUGUUCUCUCUGGCCUCGCAAUGGGCAUGGAGCCAUUGUGCGGCCAGGCUGUCGGAGCACAUCGACCCACCCUGCUCGGCCCCGCCCUCCACCGAGCUGUCCUCCUGCUCCUCGUCGCUUCCCUUCCCAUCGCCGCCUUAUGGCUCACGAUGGACCGGCUGCUGCUCCUUUGCGGCCAGGAUGCGGACGUUGCCGCCGCUGCAUAUGCUUAUGUUCUUGCCUCCCUCCCCGACCUCAUAUUUCAAUCCUUCCUCCACCCCAUUCGCAUCUUCCUUCGCUCUCAAUCCAUCACGCUCCCCGUCACCUACGCCACUGUCAUCGCCGCCGUCCUUCACCUCCCUCUCAACUAUGCCCUUGUCUUUCGCCUUCGCCUUGGCAUCCAUGGCGUCGCUAUUGCCUCCGUUUGCACCAAUCUUAACAUACUCCUCUUCCUCCUCCUCUAUAUAUUAUUCGCUGAUGUUCACUGCCCCACCGGAGUACUCAACCUUUCCACGGAUUGCUUUAGGGGAUGGCGCUCACUUCUCGGUUUUGCCAUUCCUAGCGUCGUCUCCGUGUGCUUGGAGUGGUGGUGGUACGAGAUCAUGGUCCUCCUUUGUGGCCUCCUCCUCGACCCCAAAUGUACAGUCGCCUCGAUGGGCAUCAUCAUCCAAACAACCUCACUGAUCUACAUUUUCCCUUCCUCCCUGAGCUUCAGCAUCUCCACCCGCGUCGCCAAUGAGCUCGGCGCCGACCGGCCCGAUCGCGCCCACCGUGCUGCCAACGUAGGCCUCGCCUGCAGUGCCGUACUCGGGUUACUGGCGUUCCUGUUCGCGGUGGCAGUUCGGCACGUGUGGGCGUGUAUGUUCACGUCCGACGCCACCAUUGUGGCGCUCACAGCCACGGUGCUGCCCGUCGUCGGGGCUUGUGAGCUGGGGAACUGCCCGCAGACGGUGGGGUGCGGAGUGCUGCGUGGGAGCGCGAGGCCACGCGUCGGGGCCAACAUAAAUUUGGGCUCUUUCUACGGCGUGGGGAUGCCAGUGGCGACAGCGCUGGCCUUCUGGGCGAAAUGGGACUUCAUGGGGUUGUGGAUCGGCAUGCUCGCGGCCCAGGCAGCGUGCGUCACGCUGAUGCUGCUCGUCGUACGACGCACCGACUGGGAGCUGCUAGCGCAGCGCGCGCGACAGCUCAUCGGGGGCGUGGACGAUGCAGAAGACGGCGCAGGCGUGGUUCUCCGGCGGUCCCAGCGAGCGCGAUCCGGCGCCCUCCUCGUCCUCGCUACUCGCCGACUGGAACUCCUACGCCGCCUCCAGGGCCGCCGAGGACGGCGGCUCCUCCGUGCUCUCCUCCUUCGACAUCGAAGCUGCCGUCAGGACCGCCAACGACAAGGUCACCGACACCUUCAGCGUUGUUACUAAAGGCGUUAGGGAAUUACCCGGAAGCUUCCAGACUGCUACCAGCAGUGUUCCAUCUGGAAAAUCUCUGAUGUACUUCAGCUUGCUCCUUGCUAGUGGCUUCUUUCUAGUUUUCAUUGCGUUCACCAUGUUUCUUC
Zingiber officinale is the source of this 2052-nucleotide messenger RNA. Its product is annotated as protein DETOXIFICATION 49-like. NCBI's taxonomy places the organism in Eukaryota, Viridiplantae, Streptophyta, Magnoliopsida, Zingiberales, Zingiberaceae. The record is from RefSeq and is a predicted model, not a curated record. Gene Ontology annotation, cellular component: membrane. Gene Ontology annotation, biological process: xenobiotic detoxification by transmembrane export across the plasma membrane. Bases 269 to 1918 code for a protein of 549 amino acids. Gene Ontology annotation, molecular function: antiporter activity; xenobiotic transmembrane transporter activity. The transcript is spliced from 3 exons.